Cololabis saira (Pacific saury) is the source of this 3316-nucleotide messenger RNA. It is a transcript of the gene itprip, whose product is annotated as inositol 1,4,5-trisphosphate receptor interacting protein. Lineage: Eukaryota; Metazoa; Chordata; Actinopteri; Beloniformes; Belonidae. The transcript has 2 exons. Gene Ontology annotation, cellular component: membrane. The coding region runs from base 169 to 1782 and encodes 537 amino acids. The record is from RefSeq and is a predicted model, not a curated record.
AACACUGAGGAGGAGCUGCGUGUGAAACUCUGAAACUGUGCCCGAGUUGUUCGCGGGAAGGUGCUUUCAUCACUAUGGCCCUCCGCCGAAACAGCAAACAGGACUUGAGCUGCAGCUGGCUUAACAUGUACACGGUUAUUUAUUGUGUCUGUUAGAAACCAGCUGAAGAUGCAGGGGGCCAUUGCACGAGUGUGCAUGGUAGUGGCAGCUGCCAUAUUAAACCAUCCGUUGCUCUUCCCUCAAGAAAACACCACGCUCCAGGAGCAGGACGAGGAUCUCUUGGCUCGCAUGCAGGAGCAUGAGGAGAGGCUGAAGUUAGAACAGGCCAAACUGGAGAAAGCGCUCUCUCUUCAGGACACCAGUGAAGAGGACUCCGACUCAGAUGAUGGUUAUAUUUGGUACUUUUGGAGCACUGUGUCAUUUGUGAUAUUCUUCACAAUUGAGCUGUGCAGGGUGGAAGUUGCUGACAUGGAAAUCCAGCCAGUUGAGGAUGAAGAUGCAAUAUCAGAGAGUGGAUCCAUCGCUCCCAGAAUGAUGGUGCUAGAUAAGAAUAUCCUAAGGAACUUCUCUGACAAAUGCUCUUACACUUCAGCUCAUGAAAACUGGAGGGUGAGGGAGUUUGCUGAGGGUUUUGCUGAUGACUUGCUGGAGUCUCUCAGGAGCUUGUCUGACAGGGAGGCUGACAUGGAAGUCUGGGAUUUUAUCGGGAUUGGAAGCAUGUUUGAAUCCUGGAAAGUGUGCAAACCUCUCAUUUGUGACGUCAUAGUGCCGUUUUCUCCUCCAGAUCCACACUCCUUCCAAUACCAUCUGUGGUGCAGCCCCUGCAGUGACAUGCCUCCAGACAUGCAAGGGUGUGGAAUGAUAAAGUUGUCCAGGUUUGGGGAGAACGAGGAGGGCUGUGUCUGCGGUGCUGCAAAUCUAGGAGAAGACAUGCUUUGUCUGUUGCACAACAGGAAUGAUGCAGUCCAAGUAAGCCACAGCCCAGAAGAACUGCUGUGCUCCAAGAACACACGUUUCUUAGCUAAAGAUCAAGUCAUGAGGUGGUUUCAGAUCUCUGUCACCAAAGCGUGGGCACGCAUCUCUCACAAAUAUGACUUUGAAGUUACGUUUCGCAACCUGGAUGCUGCUGGUGCCCUGAAGAUCCGGUUCUGCUCAGGGAAAACUAUUGUACUGAACAUCAUCCCAGUGGUUCAGCUGGAGGAUACAGAUGCUUAUUUUGUAUCUCACUUCCCUUCAGAUUGUGACAGCUGUCCAGAUCCGUACUGGUCUCUCUCUUUAGCGGUCUAUGAGAGGAAUUUGCUCAAAUAUUUUUCUAAACGGCUACCACAAAAUUCUUGUCACUUACACUGCAUCCAGAUCCUCACUUUCCUGAACAGAAAGCAGUCAGGCCUGACAGGAAAAAGUGCCCUCACUAGCUACCACUUAAAGACCACUCUGCUCCACUUGUUGCUGAGCAAAAAGACCUCGGCGUGGGGGGCUGAGAACAUGGACCACAGGCUUCAGGAUCUGCUCAUCUUCCUCCAGAACAGCCUCCAGGAAAAGAGACUUCACCAUGCUCUGAUUGGGAACUGGAAAGUGCCAGAGGAAAUCCAGGUUCCUGAGAUAUUUCGCAAAGCAGAGCCUAUCAAUCUGUUCAGGUCUCUGGUGUUGCAGAGGGACCUUUAUGCAGCAACUGUGAGGCAUUUUCAGGAGAUGCUAAGAAAUGCAUCUGUACUUGUACAAGAAUACACACCGUACUUAUCGAACGGAGGCUUAAACCACAGCCUGGAUGAAAGUAUAUGAGCGCUGGUUUCGCUCGGUUAUUUGAGCAUCAUUGUUGCUGCAACUGUUAAAGCUGCAUGUGCAACAUUUCUCAUUUGGUAUGAAAGCAGCACUUUGAGAUCUUUUAUUUCUCACAGACAGUGUUUAAUUUAAACAUAAACUGUGUAUUCAAAAUAUGGCAUAAUCUGGAUCUAUAUGAAAGAAGAUGCUUUUACAAAAACUAUUUAACACAUACCUCUCAUAUUGCAAACAGAAAAGAGAAACUGUUCGCAAACAUGUAAUCCGUCUUUUGUUUAUUCGUGGCAACAGUUGUAAACCUGAUGGCAGCUAUAAUGGGUGGAAAUGUUAUAUGUAAGAAACUCAUUUUAUCGGUUAUUGAAUUCCAGCAUCUUGACGUCAGCCCUUCCAGAGCAUCCCCUCCAACAACCAACGCAAUAAUCAUCACGAACACCACGAGUCAGAAGAUUAUAGCAUUUUAUUUCCCAUCUGAUAUUAUAAAGUUUCAUCACAUAAAAAAACACCUCUGAUAUGUACUUCAGAUCCGUCCCUGAAGUAGUUGGCUUUUACAACAUGAAGUUGGACGGACCUGACUCGCAACAUGAUUAUAAAUGGACGGUGGUGGAUUUUGAAGUCAGCGUUGUCUAAAGACGAUAGUCAUAAUCUGGUUUUCCAUCAGCGUAAGUCUUGUAGAAGGCCUUGUAGGUCUCCACGCUGUGCCCGCUGGCUUUGACAGCUGGGUCCUCCAGCAUGCGCUCUAUCCACUUUUUCAGUUCAGGUGUGUUGCCCAGGCAGCUAAAGAAAGAAAGAAAGAAAGAAAGACAGACCUUUUUCAGGAUUCAGAUACCUUUAACUUCAUUAUUCAUUUAGUCUUUGAAUUUGUGAUGAAAAACGUUCACGGUCAACCCCUCCUGUGUUUUUGUUACAUCAGCGUUCACCCAGCACAUGAACCAGUGUUCAAAUGAGUGGAUCACCAGCAGCUUGGGGUCAUCACAUCUGUUACACCCAUUCAUUUGAUCAGGUGUGAAACAUGUACAACUUGCAGGGCACUAGCCCUUGAGAACCAGAAUUGGGGAACACUGCCAUAGACUUUGUUUGGAUACCCAACAUGCUUCACUUUAGGUGGGGUGAGGUCACUGCAUAUGGACAUCUCCACAUGAUCUUAAAUUAGACCUUAGUUGGCAACAAAAAUGGAGGGAAAAAAAGAAAAUAAAAUUUGCAAACUGCGAUAGCUGCCAGAGUGGGCUUUACUAAGAAUUGACUUUGGCGUCACAUCAAAAGCACUGUUACUUUUUCUAUUUUUAUGAAUUUCAAAAUAUAAACCAACAGUGCAUUAAUAUUUGCAUUGAUGUCAUUUCUUACUGCCUUUUUGCUGCAGGUGCGGUAUUAAUUUCUUGACAUCAGGUCUUGUGAGGAAUUUAAGACCUGAUUAUUAUGUUAUGUUACUGUAAUAUUCCCAGCUUAUACAUGAACUUUAUCAAAGUGUCUCAACUGUUUCUCUGAAUAAAAUUGUAUUUAUUUCUAAAUGUCCUGAGAGUGCAUUACUCACUGUUUCAGG